Patiria miniata (bat star) is the source of this 1061-nucleotide messenger RNA. Its product is annotated as lactadherin-like. The annotation marks the transcript as partial. The transcript is spliced from 4 exons. NCBI's taxonomy places the organism in Eukaryota, Metazoa, Echinodermata, Asteroidea, Valvatida, Asterinidae. The record is from RefSeq and is a predicted model, not a curated record.
ACAGUCAUGGUGUCAUGCCAUCAAGUCUGCUUCAUCGGAUCGGAGUACAACCCACAAUCUGGUAUCCCACCCCGUUGGUUCUUACCGUACCAAGAUCCGUGCGAAUGCACAGCUAUACGUCUCGGUGGGGUGGGUAUCCCUGCUUCGUCAUACCGCCAGGGGGCGCCCCGUUACCUGGACGAGCUUUUCCUGAGUGAGGAUUCCAACGAAAUUCAAGCUUACUUCGACUGCGAGCCUGCAGAGCACAAUACAGGUAAGAAGCAUGUUUGGACUGUGUAUAUGGUAUCGCAAUGUUCCAGUCCGCAACCCCUAGGUAUGGAGAACGGGACAAUCCAAGAUGAUCGUAUCACGGCGUCUAGUAGUCGGUACCGUUGCCCUUCCGGUGAUGCACGCCUCAACAAUGAAAACAGAUGGAAACCUUUAAACGAUACCAAUUCCUGGAUCGAGGUGGACCUCGUUGAGAGCACAGUGGUGACAGGUGUCAUCACACAAGGCUCCGGCCGCAAAUGGUAUGUGACUGCGUACAAGGUGGCGUAUAAGAAGCAACCGUCAUCCGACUUUGAACACGUAACAGAUGGAAACGGAAACAUCAAGGUGUUCAUCGGUAACACGGAUAAGCACACCCCGGUCACUAACCUGUUUGAUGAGAGUGUGGUGGCCACGGUAGUACGCAUUGAACUUACUGAAUGUAAGACUUCGUGUGCCCUGCGAUUGGAGCUGCUUGGAUGUCGCCGUGAUUAAUGAGCUGAAGCAUUCGGGUGAUUUCUGUUUGACAGCGCAGACAAAAGAUCAUUCAAUAACAAAAUUAACGCGACAUGUAGCUUCUAUUAAGAUUGAUCGUAAAUAAUAUACAUGUAUUUGGUAUUUUGCGGAUAGCAAGAACAAAAUAACGACUUGAACAAAUAGCUGCGAGCUCGUGCGUGAAUUCGCGUCUUUAAGUAAACGGUAUCUCGCGGGAAAAUGCAUUGAGGCAAUGUUUACAGCUUAUAUUAAAAUUAGUCAACCUAUUUUCGUCUCUUCCUCAAUCUUCGUUCGUAGAAUGCAAUUUCCAAAAGAAAUCU